AUGUUACAACAAAGAGAUAGAGUGAUAGCAGAGUUAAAGGUGAAUUUGUUGAAGGCACAGCAGAAAAUGAAGAAAUAUGCAGAUCAGAAACGAAUGCAUAAGGAAUUUCAGGUUGGUGAUCUAGUUUUGGUGAAACUCCAGCCUUACCGACAACAUUCACUAGCUUUACGAAAGAAUCAGAAGCUAGGAUUAAGAUAUUUUGGUCCCUUUCCAAUUCAAGAGAGAAUCGGUUCAGUGGCUUACAAAUUACUGCUGCCAGAUUAUGCUAAACUACAUCCUGUUUUCCACAUUUCACAACUGAAGCAAUUUAGAGGAGUUACUGAUGUUGUUUAUGUUCCAUUACCAUUAACAACUUCAGUGGAAGGGCCUGUAGUGCUUCCUUUCAAAAUACUCAGUAUAAGGGACAUCAUUCGAGCAGGCCAAACUGUGCAUCAAAUCCUGGUCCAGUGGGAAGGAUUUAGUGAAGAUGAAGCAACAUGGGAAGAUAGUGAGGAAAUGGCUAAGAGUUAUCCAAAUCUCAACCUUGAGGACAAGGUUAUUCAUAAAGGGGGGAGUAUUGUAACAGAAAGGGAAAUCACUAGUGGCUUGGGACGCAAAGAAGUUGACAUCAUGGAUGAUCAAGGUCAGAAGGACAAGGAAGUAAUUGAGCAAUCAAGGAAUGAGGAGCAUGUGAAUUCGGUUAGCUCACAAGGACAGGUGGCAGCAAAUGAUGGGUUGGGAAGUGAAAUCAAGGCCAAACGUGUGAGUAGGCCUAGUGUGCGGAUGAGGGAUUUUGUGUGGCAGAGAAAUUAGUUAAAUGUCAGGAUGGGGUAGGAGAGAAAGGUAGGCAAUGUUAGAAGAGAUAUUCUCCUCUCUCUCUCUGUGUACUUUUCUUCAUUGCUGAUGUUAUUGUACUGCAUUUCCAUUUUAAUCAAGUUGAGUGAUUCCCUGUGAUCCCGUUUGAUCUCAUAGGAAGUGCACUCUCAACAUUUAA
Molecule: messenger RNA, 973 nt
Organism: Cajanus cajan (pigeon pea)
Lineage: Eukaryota; Viridiplantae; Streptophyta; Magnoliopsida; Fabales; Fabaceae
Source: RefSeq, a predicted model, not a curated record